UUUAUAUCCAUGCCAUUAUUAUGUAAAGGAAAAAGUGUUUUAAAAAAGCUUUUAUCCACUGUGGAUAAAUAAGUAAGGUUCUUCUUGGAAGGUGUUCAAAAGUUCAGAAGUCUGAUCCUGCAUGGUUGAAAUUAAUGAGUCCAUUUGAUGCAGGAACAGAAAUAUUGCUUUGUAAGAGCUACCCAGUCACAUAACGUAGUUGUUAUAUGUAACUGAGUAUCUUCUCUGAUUCACCAGAUUUCCUUUGAUCUGAAAGGCUUUUUCUGGAAAUAAAUCUUCUUUUCUCGUAAGAUUUUAAUAACAAAAUGGUGAUAGAUUUUUGUAUACAAAUAUGACAUUGGCACUCAAUUGAAUUUGUUUUAACAAAGGGUGCUUCUGCUGUAAAGAAAUAAAUAUAUGUACAUACAUAUUUCUUAUACAAAAAAAUUCUAUGAAUAUAUAUGCAUUAAAGUAAGUCAUUAGUGGCUUUAGACACUGUCAAUCUUAUAUUUGUGCUACUUUUUCAUUCCCAAAAUAUAUCUGCUUAUUUCUUAACCAUUGUAUUCUAUUUCAAUUUUUGACAACUAAGUCAGGCUGAAAGUGUGUAAAUAGUCUUUGCAUAACCUGUUACCAAAUUAUGGAGGAAUUGAUACUUUCAGGAUUGAAGAAUUAAUAAAUUAUUUUUAAUUUUGCCAUGUCAACAAUGUAUUGCAUUAAAUAUAUGUAGAACUUUAGAAUACAUUUUAUACCAAAACUUAUAUGUCACAAAUAGGGUUUACCCUGGAGUCUUCCCUAUGGGCUGCUCUGCUGUAACAAAAGUUGUGUUUAUUCAAGCUCUUAAAAAAACACCCUAUUUACUUUGCUCUGCUGUUUUCUCAGACUCGGGGAGAGGCUAAAAAACAAAGUUCAGUAUUGUUACUCUCCAGACAUACUAUUAAGAAAAUAAGCAUGUAACACAGAAAUAAGGCUGGAUCUUAUCUGCUGUGAGAAAGGUUGUUGUGGUAUUCCUUUCAAAGACUUACCUCGCUUAUUUGUCACUGCACUUUAAGCCUUGAAUCACGUGCAGGCAGGAGAGACUGAGAGAGAAGGAGGUGAAUGCUUGCUGCAGCUCCCUUUUUCACUUGUUAACUUUGCAGAAGUUGUAGCUGGUUUCAAAAGCUCACUUUUCAAUGAAAUUUACAAAUAUAACCACAAAAUAGAUUACUGUGUCCCUCAAAGUGGAUUUAUACAUCUUUUCCUGAAAAUACAAGAGAUGCUGUACUACCUUUUAUUCACAUUGAGAUUGUAGAUAGGUAACAGCUUGUGUUAAUAUUUGACAAAUCUGUUCUAUGUUAUGUCAGAAAUGUAGCUGAAAAUCUCUUUGGCUGGCUGGCUUGUACUUGAAACUGGUUUUCAUAAGAUCUGGAUUUGAAAAUCUCUCCUGCCAGACUUGUAGCUGUCAGAUUCAUUAUCUUCAAAAUUUCUCUUAACCUCUGAUGGUGUUUUUUCCUUCUGCAGAAAUAGAAGGUGCCUGCAGCACAGAUGUCGCUCUUCUCCAACGAGUAGCUUCGUCCACCCCAAGUGAUACCAGCUCCUGCUAGGACCAUGGGGCUAGAGGGGGUUUUUUUAGGCAGUGGACAGAUCCAUGUAAUCCUCUGGGGAAGUUUGGCAGCCAUGACAACGCUCUUGUUCCUCACCUUCCUCAUCUUCCUCUGCUCCAGCUGCAAUGGGGAAAAGAAGGCCAAAAAUCAGAAUGGAGAUCAUGAAAAUCUGAUGAAUGUGCCUUCUGAGAAGGAAGUUUUCAGCCAUUCCAUCACGAGUUCAGCUACGGAGCCUCCCCCAAACAGUGAACAGAACGGGGCCCUCAGCAAUGGUGAUGUUCUUUCUGAGGACAGUACAGCUGCCUGUAUCCAGCCUUAUGAAGAAGUACAGACAUCUACUGACCUACUAGAUCAACAGGAUAGUCUUGGAAAGUCUAUAAAAUGUCACCAGAGCCGGGAACUACCCAGUAUUCCUCCUAACAACCCCAUGGAAACUAUAAUCUCAUCUAGAAAUGCAGAAAAUGAUCAAGGUCUUGGAAUGGAAGGGCCUUAUGAAGUCUUGAAAGACAGCUCCUCUCAGGAGAACAUAGUUGAAGACUGCUUGUAUGAAACUGUGAAGGAAAUUAAAGAUGUUGGAGCAGUAGUCAUUUUAGAAGGGAACUCUAACAGCAAAUCAAAGGCUUCACUGACAGUUUCUGAAGGUCAGAAUCAGAUUCCUGAGUGCAGAAUUGAGUCAGCAGAAUAUGCAUCUGUUGACCGAAAUAAGAAGAGUCGCCAAAGUGCAAAUUCAGAAAGUCCUCUAGACAACAUACCAGAUGUAGAGGAUGAGCUUCCCCCUCCAGUACCCAUGAAGCUUCUUGAUGAAAAUGAGAAUGUGCAAGAAAAAGAAGUGGAAGAAGAAGUGACAGAAGGAGCAAGUAAACCAGAAAAGAGGCUUAGUUCAGUGUCUUACAAAUCUCGAGAGGAAGAUCCAUCUCUUACAGAAGAUGAGAUCUCAGCAAUGUACUCAUCGGUGAGUAAGCCGGGACAGGCCAUCAAGGCACUGGAUUCUCCUUACACCUGCAUCCAAGAAAUUGCAUCUCAGAGGUCCCCGUCUAUUUGCAGUGGCCUCUAUGCAAGUGUGAAGGACUUUGAAAACACCCUAAAUUCUACCACUGUGCCUCAGCCAGCAGACAGACCAAACGGGGAGCUGGAGCCGGACUAUGAAGCUAUCCAGUCAGUGAGCCAGGAAGAAGACAGGACCUCGUCCAUGCCUAGCACAAACCACUCUGCUCUUUCAGGAGAGAAUGACUAUGAGAGCAUAGGGGACUUGCAGCACCACAGGGAAUUCACCAGACUUUAACCACUUUGGCAGCAGAUUUCCCCUGGUGUUAUUUUCAAAGGACAAGUGAAACACGGAGAGGGAAGUGCUUUUCCUUUUGAGGAACAAAGCUAAGUAUGGAACAUAAGUUGUGAAGAAGCAACGUACAUUUCAGCCAGGGUGUGACACCCGCUGGUUUUUCUGGGUGGUGGAUCAAGGCUCGUGGGAAAGGGUACGUCAGGUCAGAAAGAUGACCAGGACAACACAAUUAUUAUUAUUAGCUCCAAGGCAAACAUAAUUUGGGAAGGAGCUCCAUGCUUGUCAUCCUGAUAGGAUUAUGUACCAAAAAGACUACCUUUACACAAAACUAGCUUCUUAUUUUAAGAGAUUAUUUUAUGUAAUUUUCUUCAAAGUGUUUUUCAAGCAUAAUUUUUCAUUCAAGUUUUUGCAUCCACGAUGUUGAGCAAACCAUGGAUAAUUGUACCUCAACUCAGACAUACUUUGCAGGGCUGGGGAAGAUGCACUCUCUUCUGCAUUUUUUGAGGAGCUUGGGGAGCUCUGUCCACAUUCACUGCAACUAAAGUGCAAACAACAGUAGUUCACAAGGGACCGACUCCAAAUGUACUUGAAUUAAUUCUGCUGGCUUUUUCGUUUUUCUUUUUUUUUUUAAUGUCAAGGGCUGUAAAAUGUGACUUGCAGUAUUUCAGAUGUGUACUGGUAUUUGUAGGGGUUUUGUUUGAUUAUUUGUGAAAUAUCCCUUUAAAAUGGCAAUGGUCACCUUCAGCAUUCUUGCACUGUUUCCCUCAAAUGGACAUAAACACCUACAUACACACACCCCAGACCAUUGUCAUGUUGCAAAAAGUUGUGCAAAUGAAUGCAUUGGCAUAAUGUGUAGUCUAACCUUAGUAGUGUUGAGUAAUUUUUUUGCAGAAUUUUCCCUUUUUAAAGACUUAAAUAUUUUAAUAUGUUUGUCUAGUUUCUUAUAUCGGAAAAAUUAUGUACUGUGUUGAGUGGAUAAUAUUUUUAUUUUUUACAACAUAUUUUUCAUCUUCAAAGUUUUUGUAGAUUAACUUACUGGGGUUUGUAACAGGAGGAAUCCCAUUCUUUAUUUGGGCUCUAUUUGGUUUUGGUUUUUAAUUUUUUUUUCUAAUUUCAAAAGUAGAUAAAUGAAAUUUUUUUGGGGUUGUUUUCUUUGCUUUUUCUGUCUCCUUGAGCAGGGAUAUGGAACAUGCCUUGCUGUUUCUAAGCUAAAAUCAUGGAGUCUAUGUAAAAGAAAACUGCCAAAGGGCAAAAAAGAGACAAAAGAGACAGGGAUUUAGUCAGGCAUAGCCACUGGUCCUCCUUGUUCUUCUGCUAAAAGUAGCAGGAGAGCAACCAAGACCUUCUUGGGCCUCUGACAAGCAGUUUGAAAGCCACUGGCUUUUCAAAAAUGCCGAGUUAUUCUCUUACUGUGAAAAACAAAGUACUGUGCUUGGAUGAAAUAAGCAGGUACUGGACUGGUACUUUGUUUCUUCAAGAAUAAUACAAUAAAUAGUACAAUGGUACAAGAAUAAUCCAACAGUAAAGAACUAGCAUUGUGUGACAUGCAUGUGCACAUAGCCCCAUGUAUAUAAGCAUACAGUUGUAAUUGGGACACAAGCGUGAGUUAUAGUUCAAGCUUGGCAACGUUCACGUACAUAAUAUCUGGCAUGUGCUUGAAGAACAGUUUAUUUUUAAUUUGAAAUAAACAGUACAUAAACUGAGGUUGGCUUAUUCUGUAGUAAACAAAACAGGUUUACUUUCAGCUCAAGUGGUACUGGGUUUUGAUGGUUGAGCCCUUCUCGGAUCCUUGGUCAGUGCUCCACAUGACUUGGUAUGAAGAGCAAACAUAGAUCUGGCUACACACAUGUAUUAGAAAUAGCUUCAGAACUGAAAGAAGCGUGCUGAUUUACAGGCUUUGCCUGUGAGUAGUACAGCUCUGUGGAGCAGUGUAAUUGUGCAGCCUCUGCCCACAGGGUGGGUCAAACCUUAUGGAUCCUGACCUUGUGCAACAGUGCAGCACGCUCGAUCUACGACUCUUUUCCUUGGAGGAGAAGCAGUUCAGACCACUCCACAUCCAUCCUGGUCUUGACCAUGCUGCCAUGUUUUGACAGCUGCAGCAAACCCUUUGCUUCCACUUCACGCUUUUUAAGGAUGACUGUGGUUUUGCUUUCUGGAGUUUUUCCUUUAUAAGUUUUUGUUUCCGUUUCCUCGAAUGUGAAUUCUUGAAGUUCACCUUUCAAUGUUCUCUCCUUCUACUUCACACUGCUUAAGGCCAAAGAUAAGAUACACCAUGUUUCAGAAGAUUUGUUGUGCUAAGUCUGGAGAAUUUUUUUAGUCUUUAACUAUGUGUUUGCUGUCUGUUCCUUGCUCAGGGGUACCAGUUUAUAUAUGUAGUCCUCAGUCUGACUCCUGCAGCUUAGUGGCAGGCAUACCUCAACUCCUGAAAUUCCCAAAUACAUCUCAAGAUGCAGUUAUCUCUUUAUGUGGAUGACUGCUUUUGGAGAAAUAGUAGGAACAUGAGGUUUGCCAGGUUCACUAGGUUAAAUUUCAAAACAAAUUCAAAGACAUCUUGAGAUAAUGUCAGUUGACAGCAAAGAAUAGCACUGUAUUCUUGACUGAUUUUAAGGUGCAAAAGAAGAAAAGCAAACAUCACUCUAGAAAUACACCCAUUGAGACCAGUAGGUCAAAGGAUGGUGGAGGACUGUCCAGUCAUUCUAUUUUCUUUCAUAGCCAGAUCAGAAAUGUUGCUUUGUAGGAAGGGACACAAGUCCUUCUGUCCUUUCUUUCCUCUGUUCUGACAACUGCUCCUGAGACUCCUAGUCUUCCCUUUUUCACAGUGAAAGAAAAAUUCUCCUCCCCCUCUCUUCUUUCUAUGCUUUCUGUUUUUAACCUGUCUCAUACAGCCUUGCACUGGGAGCUGGUACCAUGUCUGCAGUCCUGUGGCAGUGGCACAUUCCUUCCUGUUUAAAUGACUUUCAGGCUGAUCACAACCUUUUAAUGGUCCAUCAGACCUCAGUCUCAUGGACAAGCAGUUCACGUUUUGGAUUGCUGCUUUUGGGAUGUGUACCUGCCCUCAGCCUUGAGACCCACACACACUGGACUUAAGAGCUGCAAAAAAAAGAAUUACCCUCGUGAACAAGGAUGUACAGGGGAGUCCAUAACUCUCCUGAAAUCUCUAUUAUGUAGUCUAAUGCUAAAGGAAAAUAUUUUAGAAUUCAGCCCGAGGUUGGUGAGUAUUUACAUUUCUUGACAAAGAAUCAAGGUUCUGGUUUAGUUCCUUCUUCCCAGAAGUAACACUUGUUCCUUUAUGGCUGUUGUCAAUGCUUCCUUUUCACUAAGGAAUUAUAUAAGGAAUUCAUAUAUUUGAUAGAAAGAUUUUUCCAGCAUUAAUCCCCACAGAGAUUAAUCUAACUGUAAAGAAAAGGGAGUCUCUUCUACUUGUCUCUUUACUGCUCUUUUUAACACUUUCACCAUAUCCCUAAAUUAAAUGUCAACAUCUAAAAUAAAGUAUUUGUUACCUGGUGAUGUUUUCUGGGAAAGCUUCACAGUCUAUUUCUUUGCCUCCUUUUUUUGGCACAACUGUACAAUAAGAUCUCACAUCCAAUUGCCACAGAAAGACCAAGAGAAGCUGUAAUGUGUAUAUAACUGCACUAGUGAAAAGGUCUUUUUUAUUUCCCUCUGGGAACUGGUAGAAAAUAGGAAAUGCAGUUCAGGCAUCUCUUCCAUGAAUCUGUGUCUCCCAUGAGAGUUGUUCUUACCACAUACCUAAACCAAUGCUAAUCCAAUAUGUAAACCAGUCAUCCGUCAUCCUUUUCUACCAUGAGUGUAGAAUAACAUUCUCAGUCACAGAGAAAAAUAAAUUCUUUGCAGAUACCUGUAGCACAGGCAUGUACCUAAUUACCACAGUUAUAUCAGUUAUAGUGCCUUUUCUACAAAGUAGCUAGUACUUCCAUUCUCUUUUCUGUGUUUAACUCAAAAGUACAAAGGGACAACCCUGACGUUUACUAGUCUCAAGUUGGAAACAUCUUUAUAGAUACACAUUUAAUGUACUGGACCUCAGUUAACCCUACAAUAGCAAUAGUCACUCACAAACAUCCACUAAAAAGCCCAGUAAUGUAGCUAUGAUGACUAAGCUUUGCAAUAAGAAUUAUCAGUCUUCUUUUGAAGAACCUAGGUUUUACAAUAGUGAGCAUUCAGGGAGGUGGUGUUCAUGUCACCAUAUGAACUAUUUGUUGCUUCAGUCUUUCUAUUAAUAUAAAUUGCAGGCUUGCUUACAUGUAGCAGGAUCCAUGGAGUGAGAGAUGAGUAAGUGUGGGGAUUCAUAUUCAUGAGUAACCCAGUGUUGGGUCAUCCCCAUAGUUUCAACUGGCUGAUGACCAACUGCCUUUUUCUCCAAACCCUCAUCUAUCGUGCCUUCAAGGAAUCCAUCCUGCAGGGAUGCUUCUGGGCUACAUGCUCCUCCAUGAACAGCUCCCUGAACAGCUCCUGUCUGCUGUUUUGAACACAAUUCUGUAUACGCGGUGCUCUCUGUUCAACCUUCCAAUGGUGCUUUUAUAAGAUGCUGGAUAAAUGGUUUGCAUGUGCUUUCUGAAAGCUGACAUGUAAAGCUGUGACACAGAGUGCUCUCUCUGGUAUUGUCUGCAUCCCAGAACUUAGCAUUAACUGUGCUACUCUUGACUGCUACUGACAGUGCUGCCCUGUCUCUUGUUCAUCUCGCCACAGCCAGAGUGGAGUCACCACGUGUGACAGGCCUGCCUAGGCUGGACACGGGUGCUUAAAAGCAGCCAUUCAGGCCAGGCAGCUUGGCUUGGAAGCCGCUAGAGACAUGACUCUCAUCUGUGCACUGUGGGACUCGAAACAUCAUAGCCCAGCUCAAGGACUUUUUUUCUGUCUCCUGUUGUGCAAAUACAUUUGUUUACCAUGUGACUGUAAGAAAUCUGUUUCUGCAACAAACAUUUUAAUUUGGACCACACUCCAGUGAGGGACUUUUGCUCUUAGGCAAAUAACCAUUUAUGUCAAAUGAGUUUUAUUUUUUGAGGUUGGAGUAUGCCUGAGUAAGGCUUUUACGUACCUCACAAGUAAUUUGGUGUAGUAGUUUGCUGCAAAACAGAAGAAUGCAGAAAGAUGCUUAGCCUGACAGAUGCUCCUUUGGUGGAGACUGGAGUCUGCUGAAGACUUUCAAGGGCAGGUCUCUUCCUGGGAGCAGGGAACAUCAUUACUGUUAAUAUGAUUUCAUAUCCUGGUGCUGAAGUUGAUUUGUAGCAUCUCUUCUGGGAUGGUGGUAGCUGGUCAUUACCAGAGCAGAUCUCCGCCUCAGAAAAGAAAAUAUAUUUGUAUAAUAUAUAUCCCUUGCUGGCAAGCAACAUGUGUUCAGGAUUAUGUUAAAGAUAAAUGCUGUGAAUGGAACAUCACAGAGCUAAAAGUACAGGGUUCUCUUUCUUCAAGGAGAGAGAACCCCCUUGGUUGGUCAGCAUAAAAUAUCCCAGGCUUUCAAAAUGUAUUAAACAAAUUCAUUGUCUAUGUGGUGAUUUUCCAGAAGUGCAUUAGGAUAUCACAUACAGUAGGCACUAUUCUUUUCUCCUGAAAGCAGAAAGAUGACAACUUAUUUGUAAUACAAGGUUCCCAUUGAUUAAUUGCUAAAACUUAAUUUACGUAUAAUCCAAAGGUCAGCAAGAGUGUCUACACAAUGUAGAUAUACUUUAGCUCCAUCCCCCCAAUUUCCAUAGAAACACACAGAUUAUCUUUGCAUUAUAUACCCAUUGGUCUGUGCCCAGUCUAUGGGUAAUAUCUUACAGUUCUGUUUUUACAAGCUGCAAGGUUUUGUUUCUUCAGUUUUAAACUGGCCAGAAGGACAGUCACUACAAAUAUGAUAACAAAGUGCCUAAAAAUAUGGAUGUUUCUGUAAAGAUGCUCACUGGUACUGCACAGCCACUUGACUACUGUAUGUGGUGCUCCCUUGCCAUACACAUCCCUAAAUACUGUCUUUCAUUUGUGGUGUUUGUUUAUUGUUAUAAUAGCACAGUCCUACAAGGGUUUUUGUCUUUGCAAAUUCUUUGCCUAAUUUUAACUAGCAUGUAUUUGUACAGAAAAGACAAAAUUAUUUUUUUUUGUUUAGAAAGCAGUUGUUUCUUAUAGUUUAUGAUAAUGCAACAAUCGGCUUAGAUUAUUUAUAAAGUAUGUAAGUAUUGCUUGACUACAGAAUGCUUCAUUUGAGAUUUCAGAAUGCCUCCUGUUCACUACAAAACAAUAUAACCAACUCUUACCCCUUUAAACUUGUUAUAUUGGGGAGGGGGCUUAAACCUUACAAAUCUUAUUACUUAAAA
This is a messenger RNA of Sturnus vulgaris (Common starling), 9143 nucleotides long. Lineage: Eukaryota; Metazoa; Chordata; Aves; Passeriformes; Sturnidae. The record is from RefSeq and is a predicted model, not a curated record.